CACGCAACCCCCCCCCGAUGAACGCCAGAGGAUGCUGCGAUCCCUGUUUCUGACCACAACACGCACCGCGGGGAGGAGGCAGCCGCCGCCCCCGUGUUCGUCCUUUCCUCGGUCGCGACUGCACGGCCGGCUUUCCCCUCCCCUGGUGUGUCGCCAUGCCUCGGUGGACGGCGCCGCUCCCGACACCGACGGCCACAUCCACGGCCACGGCGCGAGGGUCGCACAUCCUCUGAACCACAGAGAAUACCCAGCAAGCCCGCACCCCGCCGCACGGGGGAACCGGACCCCCCUCCCGUGCCCGCAAAGGCCACGGUUCCGGUGUCUCUCCACCUCGCACGGGUGGCGGCGGCCGUCCUCCCCUUCCGCCUUUGUGAGCCGGCACAACCAGUCGAUCAACGUCUCGUCCGGGGACAUCCUCGACUACUGCGCCAGGCACCAGGGUUCUUCGCUCGUCGAGGGGGCCAGGACGACGAGCACCCACGUCGUGCUGAGGGAGUGCCCCUUCUGCACCAAGCCGACCAGAAACGACCCCACCAACCUGUACAAGCUGCACAUCCAGAUCGGGGGCGGGGCCUUUUUCUGCCACCGCUGCGGGACGGGGGGAUCGUGGUACGACCUCAAGGCCCGGUUCGGGGGCUUUCACGUCGAGCGGGGCAUGGGCGGCGGCACGAGCAACACCAACGGCAGCAACACCAACAGAAAUAGCAACAGCAACAGCACCCACCACCACCGUUCCACGGGUGGGGGAUUCGGAGGCAACGGGGGCUGGAACGACGGCCACAACCCGAACCAAUACAACAACAGCAGCAGGCAGGGCAACCACCACAACCACGGGAACGGCAACGGUGGCGGCACGAACCAGACCGAGCCCUGCCUGCCGAUGCCCCCUUCUCGGCUUUCGGGGUUGUACUCGUCGCGCUUGCUUGACGACAUGAAAACCGGCUGCAGCGUGGACAGCGACAACGACAGCGACGCCCGCACCUCUGGCGAGGGCGACGAACGAACGGGCCAGAAAGACGGAAACAACGACGCCCUCCGGUACCUCACGGAGGUCCGGGGACUGACCCCAAAGACGCUCCGAAAGUACGGGGUCGGUCGGGCGGCCUACCGGUUCCCUUCCGAGGGAGGGGGAUACAAGGAGGCCGAGUGCGUCACCUUUCCCUGGAUCAUGCGGGAGAGCGACGUGCGGACGCAGGAGGCGCUGCGGGGGGCGUCCUUCGGGGCCGAACCGGAAGCGGGCGGAGCAAGCGGCGGAGCGGACGGGGCCGAUCCAAGCGAAGAAACGGGCGGACGCGAAACCCCCACCGGGCCCUUUGUGACACGCCGGAUCAAGGCCCGGGCCCUCGAGCGCAAGUCGUGGCAGCGCCUCGACCCCCCCGGCGGCGGCUGGGGCCUCUUCGGCCUGCACACGGUUCCCAACGACUGCAAAGAGAUCGUCCUCACGGAGGGCGAGUACGACGCCAUGGCCGUCCACCAGGCCACCGGGCUGGCGGCGGUCAGCCUCCCCAACGGGUGCCGGAGCCUCCCGGUGCAGGUCCUCCCCCUGCUGGAGCGCUUCGACAAGAUCGUCCUCUGGAUGGACGACGACGCGCCCGGCAGGGAGGGAGCCGAGAAGUUUGCCAAGAAGCUCGGGAUCGACCGGACCCACAUCGUCGCGGGGAGGGGGGACGCGAAGGACGCCAACGACGCACUGCUCAGGGGGGACAUCGACCUGGAAGAACGCAUCGAACAGGCGGCCCUGGUGCCCCACGACCGGAUCGUCACCUUUGGGGACCUGCGAAACGACGUCCUCAAGGAACUCCUUGAACCGGAGCUGUACUCGGGGACGCCAAUCACGAGCCUGCCCAAGUUUACGCAGCUCAUCAAGGGCUUUCGAAGGGGAGAAAUGACCGUCCUGACGGGUCCCACGGGGUGCGGGAAGGUACGGGUGUCGGUGUUUGGUGGUUUGUGCAUGUGUUUGUGUGUGUCUGCGUAUGUCUAUGUCUAUGUGUAUGUGUAUGUGGUUCGUCAGCGGUGCAUUUGCCAACAGGUUUCUCGUCUGCUCUUCCACUGUUUGUCUUUGCCGCCCCCCAGACGACGUUUCUGGGUCAGGUUUCUUUGGACCUGGCGGAGCAGGGCGAGAAUGUUCUCUGGGGGAGUUUCGAGAUCAAGAACACCCGGUUGCUCCACAAACUCCUCAAGCAGUUUUCGAGGGAUUCGCUGCCGAUCAACACCGACAAAAACGCCAGGGAAAAUUUCGAGGCCCUCGCGGAUCGAUUCGAGACCCUCCCCCUCUAUUUCAUGAAGUUCCACGGUGGAUCGGACGUCGACGAGGUUCUCGAUGCCAUGGAAUACGCGGUCUACGUCAACGACGUGGAACACAUUAUACUCGUAAGUGGAGAGUCGCAUCGUAAGGAAGACGAUGGUCUGGUGUGUUGCCUUGCAGCACGAUGGUGUUUCGAAUGUAUGCUCGGCUCACGGUGUCAUUUUGCAAACUCUAUUAUUGAAAAUGAAAAUGGCAUCCUUUCAAUAGGAUAAUAUGCAGUUUAUGAUUACUCGGCAUUCACAGAAGUCUUCCUGGGAUAAGUUUGAAGUGCAAGAUGUUGCGAUCGAAAAAUUCCGCAAGUUUGCAACAGAACACAAUGUAAGUAUUGUACAAUGCAACGCAGUGCACCUAGAUCGCACCGCACCUGAAAAGAUCUUGUUACCUGCUCACUGAAUCCACCAAAAAUAUGCUCUUCUCUGACGAAACCGUUUCUCUUGCCCUUGUCGUAUACUCUAAGGUACACGUAACUCUUGUGGUGCACCCAAGAAAGGAAGACGAAAGCUCGAAGCUGUCGAUUUCAAGCUUUUUCGGUUCCGCAAAGGCAACCCAAGAGGCCGAUACAGUAAUAAUUAUCCAGAACGACGCGAAUCGACGCAAGUACCUCGAUGUAAAGAAGAACCGAUUCGACGGAACACUUGGGUACACUCCCAUCUAUUUCCAAAACAAGAGUGGGCGCUACGUCGAGGACGAGGGGAGCGCCGGGAAUCGACCAGCCCAGAAAMAACAGCCGCAGGGAGAUAUGAGCAUGCAUUUGGGUCCCCACAAUAAUUAUGGUUCUUCAGACCGCGCGUAAAGUGAUUACGUUGCGCUUGGAAUACACACCAAAACUUCAU
Messenger RNA from Pseudo-nitzschia multistriata, 3138 nucleotides. NCBI's taxonomy places the organism in Eukaryota, Bacillariophyta, Bacillariophyceae, Bacillariales, Bacillariaceae. The record is from the annotation of a GenBank genome assembly.